Molecule: messenger RNA, 1816 nt
Organism: Pieris rapae (cabbage white)
Lineage: Eukaryota; Metazoa; Arthropoda; Insecta; Lepidoptera; Pieridae
Product: sodium channel protein Nach-like
Exons: 9
Coding region: 1-1338 (445 amino acids)
Biological process (GO): sodium ion transmembrane transport
Cellular component (GO): membrane
Molecular function (GO): ligand-gated sodium channel activity
Source: RefSeq, a predicted model, not a curated record
AUGAGAUCCUACACUCGAGCUGUGAGGCGAUUUUUUGAGACAUCUACACUUCAUGGAUUUAAAUACUUAUUUGCACAAUACUAUAGUGAUAGAAUAGUAUGGCUGAUAUGUUGUUGCGCAAGCGCCGGUUGUGCCGCGGUCCUAUGUACUGUGGUAUGGGCGCGAUUCCUGCAAGUGCCCGCUUUAAUUACACUUAAGGAGGUCGCUGCAGACCUUGAUGAACUCGAAAUGCCCAUGGUUGCUAUCUGUCCACCACCGAUCACAGUUGCAGCAAUGUUUACUAACCACUUUAAAGUGAACGAGACCACAGCUGAAAGCUUUCCGGACAUAUUUGAAAAGAUCCUUCGCAGAAAAUAUGUGCCGGAAGAGCAGCUUGUUCUAGUCGACGAAGUUUUAGAGCCUUAUGCGAUGACUUUCACGGAAGCACUUUUUGAAAUAAUGCCACCGUGUAAAUAUAUUUUAACUAAAUGUCAGUGGCAGAGCAGAUCAAUACCUUGCAAUCGUCUAUUUGAGAAGGAUCUCACUCAGUGGGGGGUCUGCUGUGUUUCAUCGCGCGCAAGAUUUAAAUCAACUCCAUCUUCAGAGUUAGAUAUUACACGAAGAUUGACUCUAGCUGUUCAGUGCUACGAUAAACCGAUGCUUAUUAACUGCCAUGUAUGUAUUUAUUACUAUUCUUCACCACGGGUUUGUCAGCGAUUUUUCACUAAAUAUGACGUGGAGGAAUGGUUCGAGCCGGCGUUGUUAUACUCCGGACACUUGUAUAGAGCUCAACUGUCUUUCGCGUCCGUAGUCGACAAUGAUCCACAUAAAUUACUGGAUGGUACCUGUGCAGCACGCCAGUUCUAUUCGCGAAGUCGUUGUUUGUUAAAGUGCCUGGAAGAACGCUGCGGAUGUUUAGAUGUUAUACGACUCAGCGACGAUCCCGAUGAGCCGACAAAAAAGCUUCAAACUUGUCCGCUUCCAAAACUUAACUGCUUGAGAACAGAUAAACGAGAGAAAACAACGUGCAAUUGCUUGCCAACUUGCAAGAAGGUGUCAACACGAAUGAUAGUCGAAUCCAGCCCUAUGAAUGCUUUUAACAAUGCUAUAGAUAAUAUAUAUUCUGGAUUGAAUGUGUCAAAGGGAAGUGUUCUAACUAUUAGCCUUGGUAUGACUGGUACAGUCGUAUCCAUGGUCUCACCAACGGAAACGUGGAUAACUUUGCUCUCUUCUUUAGGAGGAGUAUUUAAUAUGUUUCUUGGUGUUGGAUUCUUCAGUUUAUUAGAACUGUUAUUUUUUAUUUUAAUAAGAUUACCUGUUGCUUUUCAAAGGUCAACAGAAAUUAAUCAGUAUAAUUAAAUAAAAAAAUCAGGAUAAGAUAUGUACCUAAUACUACUUUUUUAGCCACAUUUGUAUAAUUAAUGUUUUAGUUUUUCCAACAGUUUUAACUAUAUGUAUGUCGGUUUCAAGUAAAAAGUAGGGAAAUUUCAGGCGAGUAAACAUAAACUAACACAUCAAAAAGAAACAUACGGAAAAGCUAGUUAAAAACAAAAUAUUUAGAUUAGCAUUCAAUCUUAAUAAUCAUACAAUAAAGGAUAAAGCAAGAGCAGGAGAUUUUGGUCGAAAAUGGAACACUGAACAUGUAAUAAUUGUAAGGAAUUCAGAAAGUAGGUGCGGUCAUAUGUGGACCCAAGAAAGUAAAAUAUGGUCGAGGUCACCAAUAUCUUCUUCACACUAACAAAUAUUACUGCAUAUCACCAAUACAAAACCCUGCUAGAUGAUAAGGUGUAGUGACUAGUGUGUAUACACAUACAUGUAACACAUUUUCAUUCUUUUU